Molecule: messenger RNA, 1133 nt
Organism: Fulmarus glacialis (Northern fulmar)
Lineage: Eukaryota; Metazoa; Chordata; Aves; Procellariiformes; Procellariidae
Gene: EVL
Product: Enah/Vasp-like
Exons: 9
Coding region: 112-564 (150 amino acids)
Biological process (GO): actin polymerization or depolymerization; positive regulation of actin filament polymerization
Molecular function (GO): profilin binding; SH3 domain binding
Source: RefSeq, a predicted model, not a curated record
AAACUAAGGAGAGUUCAACGGCCAGAAGAUGGUUCAGGAGGGUCCAGCCCCAGUGGGGUCUCUAAGAGCGAUGCCAAUCGAACAAGUAGCGGAGGAGGCGGAGGAGGACUAAUGGAAGAAAUGAAUAAAUUACUGGCAAAAAGGAGGAAAGCAGCGUCGCAGUCAGACAAGCCAGCUGACAAAAAGGAAGAGGAAAGCCAAAACGAUGAUGCUAGCACCUCUCCUUCACCCAGUACACGAGGUCCCACCCAGCAGCAGCAAAAUUCAUCAGACUCUGGGAAGAAGCCAUGGGAAAGGAGCAAUUCUGUUGAAAAGCCUGUAUCUUCAUUACUUUCUAGAAAUCCAUCAGUGGUGAAGAGCUGUGAAGCUAAGAGCCCCACACAAUCCCACGUGUCUUCUAGGAUGAAGCCAGUGAGCAGCAGCAAUGAUGUGGCUAUGGAUGCCUUAGAUUUUGAUCGAAUGAAACAGGAAAUAUUGGAGGAAGUUGUAAGAGAGUUACACAAAGUGAAAGAGGAGAUAAUUGAUGCCAUACGGCAGGAGUUGAGUAGAAUCAGUACAACAUAAUGAUUGCAAAGCAUUUGGACGGUACUAAGAAUGCUAGGAAGAUCGGAUCAUUUCUAAGUGUACCAAGGUCAUGCAAGAUGGUGAGAGAGGACAUCGGCACUGUCUUUGUUCUUAUACCCUUUUUAUUAGCAGACUCAGCACACUUUGAAGCUUGCUGCUGCCUUGGAUUUGCUUCAUUUUAAAAGUCUUAAUCUAAAGAAUAUUAAAUUUUAAAUUUCUGGAUUUUUUAGAUUUCAUCUGACACUGCACAUUGGAUUUGUCAGCCUUUUUUGUAUUUUGUAUUUGCUUAUUUAAAUGUAUUACCUUUCUUUUUAGUAGUAGAUAAGAACACACGUGAACCAUUUGCUUUUGAUAGAUGACUUCAAAGUAAUUUUACUAGUAGUCUGCAAUGUAAAUGAAGAUCCUUUGCCAACAGAAAUGUAUUGUGGCAUCACCAGAAGAAACAGAGACAUGUUAGUUGUCAGCCAACGAGUUCUUUGUCUCAGAGUUAUCACAGUAUAAAAAAAAUGGUACGUCAGUGCAUCACAGUAUCUGUGUUCAUAUUGGUAAUAAACUGUUUAUUGUCCACA